UUUUGAAUUUCACUCGCAUCGAAAUAUUUGUCUUUAACAAAACUUUCCUCCUCAUAACCUUACUUUCAAAAUGGCUGGUAAAUUCGAACCUAAAACUCCUGUUACUCUCAGCCCGCCGAAAUAUGAUCCCAUCUCAGUGGAAGAACUUGCAAAAUGCAAUGGUAUUUGUUACCGCUUUAUGAUUUCCGAGGAUGAAGUACUAACAAACAUGUGUAAGGUGCUGAUAGCGAGAAGUGUUAUGUUGCAAUUAAGGUACAACCUACAGUCUGCAUGUUUUACGAUGCAAUGCAGAAUACUUAUGGAACUUAGGGCAAAGUCUACGAUGUAACUGGAAACAAAGCAUAUCUGCCAGGUGGUGCUUAUAAUGGUACUUCUUCUCCCCUCAUUCUUUUGGUACCGCAUAUUCUUUUCACUAACCUUUCUUUUCGCCUCCAGUAUUUGCCGGCCACGAUGCCUCCCGCGCUUUAGCUAAAACUUCUACUUCCGCUGAUGAUGUAUCACCCAAUUGGUUCGAUCUUGAUGACAAAGAAAAGGGUGUGCUUAAUGAUUGGAAUACAUUUUUCUCGAAACGAUACAAUAUCGUGGGGCUAGUUGAAGGAGCAGAGAAUCUGGAUCCAGAGGAUAAGAUAGAGGGUACCCCGAGUUGAAAUGGAGUGGAUGCAUGGUGGAAGUUGUAAAGAUAGAACAGGCUGUGGUGGAAUGGAUAGAGAAUCUGAUUUCACGAAUUAUGAUCAGAGGCUGGAGUUAUGACCGGCAGAUGAAAUAAUUUUUGAUCCAAUCUCGCGGACGAUGGGGUGAAAAGUUAGCUUGUCACUCAAUGCUUAAUAUAUAUUUCUACCGCGCAUUUGGACUAAGAGUCAAUAUCUGGCUGGAACAUAUAAUGCGGGUAUUGUGAGCCAUUGUC
This is a messenger RNA of Sclerotinia trifoliorum, 904 nucleotides long. The record is from the annotation of a GenBank genome assembly. Lineage: Eukaryota; Fungi; Ascomycota; Leotiomycetes; Helotiales; Sclerotiniaceae.